Molecule: messenger RNA, 729 nt
Organism: Parastagonospora nodorum SN15
Lineage: Eukaryota; Fungi; Ascomycota; Dothideomycetes; Pleosporales; Phaeosphaeriaceae
Exons: 4
Coding region: 1-729 (242 amino acids)
Source: RefSeq, a predicted model, not a curated record
AUGAACGAAAAUUCGGUCGCUGCAUGCGGCAAUAGUACUCGGUCCUCUAGUUCUUUCGAAAAAACUGAGAUUGAAUUGUUGCUAAAGCACUGUGAAUUGGAGAAGGCACAAAAGCCCAAGAUAUGGCAUACUCUCUGGCAGCGAAUGCGACAACGAGGCGCAUACAGCUUUAUCGCCUUCAUUUUCGGAUUAACCAUGGUAGUAUCAAUUAUAACGAAUGUCUACCUGUUCGCAAAACUAUCUUCUACCUGCAUACGACAGCAGAUUGGGGCAGACCCAUCAGGCUGGAUCCAGGAAGAAGACAUGCUAAGUGCGAAGCUUGCGUGGAAGGAACUAUUGAUAGGGGAAGCAUGGCUCCUGGCCACUGAAGAAGAGAUCGAAACCUACCAACUUCAGCCUAGCCCAAAGGCACCAGUCGUCCCAACUCGAGAGCCGAAAUGGUUCCUCCAACACCAGCACUUCAGAGCUCUAACGGGGCAGAAGCUGGUCAUACCAAACGAGCACUUCGCACACUGCAUCGAGCUCCUGGCACAGUCUAUCAAGUGCUUUGGCGAUCUUUCAACCGGCCAGCAGGAUGUUCAUAUCUGUAAGAAGGCGAGCGACUUGGACGUUUUGUUCCAUGACAAAAAGAUUGUGGAUGAGAACUACGCUUGGAAUCAUUCUUUCCCGCCCGGUAUAGAAAUACUUCGGAGGGAGCAAGCGGCGGGCUACGAUAUACCAAUAUUAUAG